CGUGACCGCGAUGGGAGGGAGGGCGUGGUCACUGAGCCCCGAGGGGGCGUCCUCCGGGUGGGGCGGUCCAUGGCCGCCCCCGCGGGCUCCGGUGCGUCAGGGCGCGUCAGGCGGGGCGGGGCGGGGCUGAGCGCGGGCGGCGGCGGCGCGCCGAGGCCUCCUCCUCCUUCCCCUACUCCCUCUCCUCCGCCUCCCGCACUCCAGCAGUCGCCGCCGGCCGGACGGUCGUAGCUCCCGCCGCCUCCGCUUCUCUCCUAACGCCGAUCCCGCGCCCGCGCGUCCUUGCCCGGCAUGUCGGCGGCCGUGGCGUGCGUGGAUUACUUCGCUGCCGACGUCCUCAUGGCCAUAUCCUCUGGAGCUGUAGUGCAUCGCGGGCGACCCGGCCCCGAGGGCGCGGGCCCCACUGCCGCCCUGGAUGUGCGCGCAACGCGCCGUGAGGCCACGCCGCCGGGGACCCCUGGGGCUCCGCCACCGCCAGCCACUGCUCCGGGGCCGGGAGGUUCCAGCGCUGCGCCCCACCUGCUGGCCGCCAGCAUCCUGGCCGAUCUGCGAGGCGGGCCCGGAGUCUCCACAGCAGGCAGCACCGCGGGGGGCACCUCUCCGGUCUCCUCUUCCUCGGCCGCUUCGUCACCGUCUUCGGGUCGCGCCCCCGGUGCUGCCAAGAGCCACCGCUGUCCCUUCCCAGGCUGCGCCAAAGCCUAUUACAAAUCUUCGCACCUUAAGUCACACCUGCGGACACACACAGGUGAACGGCCCUUUGCCUGUGACUGGCCUGGCUGUGACAAGAAAUUUGCCCGUUCUGAUGAGCUGGCCCGCCAUCACCGGACGCAUACAGGCGAGAAGCGGUUUCCCUGUCCCCUGUGUACCAAGCGCUUCACCCGCAGUGACCACCUGACCAAGCAUGCCCGACGCCACCCUGGCUUCCGUCCGGAACUACUGCGACGACCUGGUGCCAGGAGCGCCUCACCCAGCGACUCCCUGCCUUGCAGCCUGGCUGGCAGUCCUGCACCGAGCCCUGUCCCUAGCCCAGCUCCUGCCGGCUUGUAGAGCCCUGGUCCCUUCACCCUGAGGGUGUCCUGCUUGCUAAGCCUCGGCAGGGAUUUCCAUUAAGAGACACAUCUGCCCUCUGGAGAGCAGGUGUCCUGGAGUCCCAGCCUGCAUCAAGGAGGCAUCAGGGGGACUGAGAAUGGACUUGGGUCUCUGGGGGGCCUGGGAGGUGGCCUCAGUUUCUGUCUGUAAAUAGCCAUGAUUAACUGUCCCAUCCCCUCUGCAGGGACACUCCCAAGUGGGUGUUGGCAGGUCCUCCAUGUCCCCUUCUGCCACCUUCUGCCUUCCCUCCUGGGUGGCAUUGGGCAUGAAGCCUAGCCACAGUCCCACUCCUUAAUCUUCAGCCCCCUAGUCACUCCUCCAGGUUGGGACACAGGUACACAGAGCCAUAGGUGAUUGGGGCUUCCUGUGGGCCCCGACCUGUCCCCACCCCACUGAAAGCCAUUGGCGGAAGUUCAGGGAAAUGGGGGGUGCAGCCUGGCUGACCCCCCAACAUGGGUACUCAAAUCUCAGGUGUUCACAGGCUCUGCCCUCAAUAAGGGCCACCCCACAGCCCCGACCCUGGGAAUACAGGAGACGCUGCAGUUUUCCAGAAGAGAACUGAGGGCUAGGGGGCACAGGCAGGGUGUGUGGAGGGCCCCUCACAGAGCAUCACCACUCACUUUGGGGUGCGGUGUUGGGCAGGUGGGAAACAUUAUUUAUUGUCCUCUCUGACUGUUGGUUGGCAUGGGGGCCUGCUCCCCAUGUGGGUGUGUAUAAGUGAGAGACGGUGGGUCUCUGAUGCCUUGGGCUCUGCCUCCCCACUCCCACUGGAUUAGGGUCCCUGAGUUUGGCCUUUGGGGCAUUGCGUCUCAGACAAUCUUCUAUAGGACCUGUGUGGCCAUCAGCCUAGGGAUGCAGGGUUCUGCCCUGCCUUCAUGUCCUCCACACUCCUGGGUGUCUGUAGAGGUGGUCUUGGACUCUAGGACUAGAAGUAGGGGCUCAGCUCCUGGGCCUUCUGGGAUGGCUUGGUUUUGUUUUUUGGUUUUUUUUUUUUUUUGGAUGGAAUAGACUAUUUUUUCAGGCUCCAGUUCCUUGUUUCAGGGGGCCCCCUUGUGUGGCCGCUGUCCUCAGGGGUAUGAGUGUUGGAGGGUAGGAUGGGGAGCUCUCUCCCGAGUCUAUCUUGGGGUCCUCUUGCUGUGACUUGGAGUACCCUCACUAGAAAGGCAACUAGGGAUCCCCCUUAAGAAUUUGGGGGCCCAGAGGAAGUUGAGCUGCCCCAUAUUUGCUGUAGGAGGUUUCUGGCAUCCCCAUUUGUUCCAGAAUCUUCCAUCAUCCAAUGAGGGAAGCUUUGGGUGCCACCACCUUUACCUGAGCCUACCUGGAGGGAGGCCUCCCUUUUGGAGCUGGGCUCAGAGGGUUCUAGGCCAGCAACCCUCCCAGGUACUUCCAUCUGCCCCCUUCUCUUUGGCCACAGAAAUGAGAUGCCUUAGUCGGUGGGGUGAGGAUUUAGGCCCCAUUAUUUUGUGUCUUCUGGAUGUAUCAUGCUUCAUCCAGGCUCCUGCUGGUCCCUUGCCCUUCCUGCAAGCAGGGGAAAGAUCUGUGGUCUUAGGACUUUGGGAGGAAACUUCAUAAGCAAGCAGAGCUUUCUUGGUAUCCUUACCCUCACCCUAACUUCAGGUUCUGGUUGGUCACUGGAACUUGUGUCUAACCAUUGAGGGAUAGUGUCUGCAGCACAGGUAGGACAGGAGUUCUAAGGGAUUUGUUCUUUUUUGGGGGGCCACCCCUCCUCCAUUCCACCUGGCCUCUCACCCUUGUAUUUAAUUAAAGAAGCCUCACCCCUCCUUUUUUUUUAAACCUG
Molecule: messenger RNA, 2887 nt
Organism: Phodopus roborovskii (desert hamster)
Lineage: Eukaryota; Metazoa; Chordata; Mammalia; Rodentia; Cricetidae
Gene: Klf16
Product: KLF transcription factor 16
Exons: 2
Coding region: 292-1047 (251 amino acids)
Biological process (GO): regulation of transcription by RNA polymerase II
Molecular function (GO): DNA-binding transcription factor activity, RNA polymerase II-specific; RNA polymerase II cis-regulatory region sequence-specific DNA binding
Source: RefSeq, a predicted model, not a curated record